GUUUAAACUUAAACGGAGACAAAGUUUUCCGUGGAUUGAGUUGAGAGAAACAUAAAUAUAAGUUUAAGCCAGCUCAGUUCGUAUCCAUAUCCAACACCCAGUGGUUUUGAUGAGAUGUCUCCUAACUCCCACAUAUUUGUUUUCUCUAUAGCAAGUACUCGCAAAAUUUAGAAAUUCGUAGGUGACGACUGACGAGAGCUCAAUUUAAAAAUACACCCUUCUUAUUCAAACUUAACGAGAAAGAGUUUAAUGAAUUUUUGCAGUCGUGAUGUGAGUCAAGUAAGCCCUUGUUAUGCCCGAUAAUUGACAGAGAUAACUGAUAAGUAUGAUCAUUGACCACCCUUUACACUUUCUGAAGAUUGAUUUGUCGUUUCCAUGAACGAUUUGUAAUAUGACAUCGUUUCUUGCUGGCACUUUUUUUGGAUGUUUUUGGACUGAGUCGGUAGCAGUUUGAUGGCAUCCUCAGCUGUAAAAUUUGGGGCUUUGGUUACUUUGCUGGAGUUAAACCCAUCUUCUCAAUUCUUUGAGGAAGGAGCUUCGCUAAGAGUUACUGGGAAGUUACAAGAGUACUCUGUGGAGACGGCCAUAGCCAUAAUUGCGGAUGGAAGUGCUGUCUUAAAGAUUGACUCCCAGCACCUGAGGGACCUUAGUUUUCGAGUUGGGUCGAUCUAUCAGUUUAUUGGUGAACUCCAUAUUCAACCGGACAAUGAGGCAAUCUUGCGGGCACGAGUAGGUAGGAAUGUUGAUGGCCUUGACCUGAACCUCUAUAAUCAGUCUUUGCAGCUACUGAGACAGUUUCAAGCUGAGCAUGUGAACGAUACAUCAACUUGAUGCAGUUUAUAAAUUGAACAGGCUCACUCACAGGGAAGGUAUCAGAGUAACUUAGUACCUACAAAUUUGACUUGUAGAAAAUGGAUGAUUUCUUUUUAAUUUGAUGGAUAUUUGAUAGAUAUCACCCAUGAAUUACAUAUUCAUCAUAAACAUUCAGUA
Molecule: messenger RNA, 990 nt
Organism: Mangifera indica (mango)
Lineage: Eukaryota; Viridiplantae; Streptophyta; Magnoliopsida; Sapindales; Anacardiaceae
Product: CST complex subunit TEN1
Exons: 4
Coding region: 454-831 (125 amino acids)
Biological process (GO): negative regulation of telomere maintenance via telomerase
Cellular component (GO): CST complex
Molecular function (GO): telomerase inhibitor activity; telomeric repeat DNA binding; single-stranded DNA binding
Source: RefSeq, a predicted model, not a curated record